AUGACGAUCUUGUCGCGUUUCAACAAGAAGAAGACAAUCGAGGACGAAGUCCACGAGAAGGGAACACCAAAUACCGGUACUCCUUUGGACACACCUGCUAGGGGCAACUCCGAUGUUGUGCAAGCCGCAGACCUCGAGCCCAAGGGCCGAGUACCUGCCGUUGCUAUCAUUCUCGGUGCCGUUGCCAGUAUUGGUGGCUUCAUGUUCGGAUACGAGUCCGGACAAAUCUCUGGUUUCCUCGAAAUGAACGACUUCAAGCAACGCUUCGGUGACAAUGGCGAGUUUUCCGCUGUUCGCUCUGGUGCUAUUGUCGGUUUGCUAGCCGUCGGUACUCUCUUCGGAUGCUUGGGCUCGGCCCCUCUGGCUGACACCUUUGGUCGUCGUCUCACUAUCUCCGGUUCCGCCUUCUUCUACAUCACUGGUGUAAUCAUCGAAAUUACGAGCAAGAACGUUUGGGUUCAGUUCGCCAUGGGUCGCUUCACUGCCGGUCUCGGUAUCGGAGCCCUUUCCACUGUCGUACCCAUGUACCAAUCAGAGUCGAUUCCUAAGCGCAUUCGUGGUGCCACCGUCUCCUCGUACCAAUUGUUUAUCACACUCGGUAUCUGGACUGCAUACAUGGUCAACUAUGGCACAGAGAAGGAUUACACCGACAGUGCUCAAUGGCGAAUUCCCAACGGCCUUUCCGCACUCUGGGCCAUCAUUCUUGGUAGCACUAUCCUGCUUCUCCCUGAGUCUCCCCGUUAUGCAUACCGCAAGGGCAAGGUCGACGAGGCUCGCGCGAACAUGGCCCGUCUCAACGGUGUAGACCCCCACAGUGCUUUCAUCGACGCUGAGAUUGCUGAGAUUCAGGAGAAGCUCGAGGCUGAGUCCGCUGGUGGUGACCACCCAUGGCAUGAGAUCUUCACUGGUCCCCGUAUGUUGUACCGUACCCUGCUCGGUAUGGUCCUCCAGGCUGGUCAGCAGUUGACUGGUGCCAACUACUUCUUCUACUACGGCACAACCAUUUUCUCCGCCACUGGUCUCGAGAACUCCUACGUCACUUCCAUCAUCCUGGGUACCGUCAACGUCGUCGCCACCAUCUUCGGUCUCUGGGUCGUUGAGAACGUCGGUCGCCGUAAGGCAAUGAUGGUUGGUGCUGCAUGGAUGGCCAUGUGCCUGUUCAUCUACUCCUUCGUCGGCCAGUACAGUCUCUCCCGCGACGCUCCUCAGACCACACCCGCAGCCGGAAACGUCAUGAUCGUCUUCACUUGCCUGUUCAUCGCCGCAUUCGCCACUACCUGGGGUCCCCUCGUCUGGGCCAUUGUCGGAGAAUUGUACCCUGCCCGUUACCGCGCUACCUGCAUGGGUCUCGCUACCGCGUCCAACUGGUUGUUCAACUUCAUCAUCUCCUUCUGCUCUACCCUCAUUACCGACAGGAUUCACUACUUCUACGGUCUUGUCUUUGCCGUCUCCCUCGUUCUGCUCUUCUUCAUCGUCUACUUCUUCAUGAUUGAGACCAAGGGCCGUUCGCUCGAGGAAAUCGACACCAUGUACAUGAUCCACGUCAACCCCAUCACCAGCUCCAAGUGGGACCCGUCGAGUCUCCAGAAGGAUGGCCUGGUCGACACCGACAGGCUGCACAUGGGUGCAGGUGGUCGCACUUUCAGCAAGGCUGAGCAGGCUGGUACCCACGGCGGUAUCUUGGAGCCGGCGGAGCGCAACGAGAACCAAGUCUAG
Molecule: messenger RNA, 1716 nt
Organism: Alternaria atra
Lineage: Eukaryota; Fungi; Ascomycota; Dothideomycetes; Pleosporales; Pleosporaceae
Exons: 2
Coding region: 1-1716 (571 amino acids)
Biological process (GO): carbohydrate transport; transmembrane transport
Cellular component (GO): plasma membrane
Molecular function (GO): carbohydrate:proton symporter activity
Source: RefSeq, a predicted model, not a curated record